GGUCAACCAAAAUCUCGGGGCAGAGGCAACGGGUUUCGCGGGCGGCGCAGACGGCAGCGCUAGGAGGCGGGAUGCCGCAUCGCCAAGUCUCUCCGAAGGGUACCAUGCCAUGCCAUGCCAUGUCACUCACCCUCGCCUCCCCUUGCGAGGCGGCUCCUCUCUGUUGUCCGCGACUCCACUGCAAACCACAGGAGGCAGGGCUCAUGAUGUCAAUCGGGCUCCGCAGGUAUCCCUGGCCGGCAUUACGAGAAGAUCUUCGCCCCGGCAGUGCACACACUCAACUUUGGGCACUGGUUGGAUUGGCGCAACCAACGCGACCUCGCUUUCUGCACCCCGUGAUUACGAGAUGAUCAUCGAAACGGGGUCCCCUGGACUCCUAGAGCUUUCUGGUGGCACUGCAGCAACCAGCAUUUUGUGAUGGUCAACCCGAGAUAUAAGACGACCGACAGAUCCCCCUCUCUAAUACCUUUCAGAACAUUCAUCUCAUCACACUCAACAACCAACAAUCUUAAUCUCAAAGUAAUCAUCCGACCACAUCAGUCUUUACACCCACAGUCACUUCAAACACAACAACCAUCAAAAUGCAGUUCACCAACACCCUCGCCGUUGCGACCUCCCUCAUCGCCGCCGUCUCCGGCGCCGCGGUCCCCCAGCUCAUCACCCGCCAGAACAACGGCACCACAAACGGCACCGCCCCCGGCCUGCCCGCCGACGCAAAGUUCCAGCUCAUGGCCCUCCGCUCCGCCAGCGAGGUUCACUUCUCGACCUUCCAGGCCGCCAAGAGCUCCAUCUUCCUCCAGCUGCCCAACCAGAACGCCACCUGCGACAGCACUGAGGACGACGACUCAGCGACCUUCUACCUGAACCAGGACGACGGCGGCCUCUACCUCUACGCCGCCUCCGCCACCCCUCAGCAGCUCUACGCCGACCGCUCCGGCAUGGGUCAGGGCAAGCUCGGCUACACCACCGGCGCCCAGCCCGCGCCCCGCAACGGCGAGCGCACUGGAUGGAAGGUUGACCAGUACGGCGACCUCACCCUCGACGGCGCCAGCUUCCUGGCCUGCCCCAACAGCAUCGAGGACAGCUGGUCCGUCUGGAUCUCUUCCGGUGUCGCCAACCCUGCCGGCAACACCGACUGCCUCGGCAUUGCUGUCCGCGCUGUCCAGAUCACCGACCCCAACAGCUGCAGCUACACUUCCUAAGCGGUUGCUUGGCUUGUUUGAUCUCUUCAUCUUUCACACAUUUCUCAUCAAAUUGGCAUCGGUAUAAAGGCAUUGGGACUACCCGGGUAUAUCCAUAGAAUGGCGAACAUUUGCAUUUGUGGCACACAUUGUCAUCACGGUCAUUCCGUUGUUGACACCUGUAUAUUGUACUGUAGAAGGAUUUGCCUUCUUCGAACAUGAAUUAAUAUGUCAUUUUCAAUUUUA
This is a messenger RNA of Colletotrichum scovillei, 1427 nucleotides long. Its product is annotated as cell wall protein PhiA. Bases 582 to 1202 code for a protein of 206 amino acids. Lineage: Eukaryota; Fungi; Ascomycota; Sordariomycetes; Glomerellales; Glomerellaceae. The record is from RefSeq and is a predicted model, not a curated record. The transcript has a single exon.